AUGACUGCACUAACCGCGCUGUUAUUGUCAGUAGUUUUUAUAAGUUCCUCAAUAACUUUGAUACAAUGUUCAUCUUCGAACGACGAGGAGAAUCACACGAUCAAACUCCACGACGCUGUCGACUUGAAGAUACCUAAAAAUAGCACGGAAAAACUUAUUUCUCUUGAAAUUAACAUGAACAAAAAUGAAGAGACAGGUCGAGGGAAAAAUAAGAAAUUGAUGCAGAGGAUUCUGCCUAUGUUCAUAUUACCAUUUGUCAUGCAGUCAGCGAUAGUCCCACUGUUCCUGGGGCUUCUGAAAUUCAUGUUAUUUAAAUCCCUGAUGAUUGGAAAACUGGCUUUAGUACUCAUCAUUAUAAAUGCGUUCAAAAAUAGCAAUUCAUUUAAAGGCAGACAGGACGAAGCCAUAGCCAAUGUACAUUACGGUUUCCACGGAAAUGGCAAUGAAGAAUACGGUUCAUAUUUCAAUCGGAAAUGA
This is a messenger RNA of Danaus chrysippus (African queen), 477 nucleotides long. The record is from the annotation of a GenBank genome assembly. NCBI's taxonomy places the organism in Eukaryota, Metazoa, Arthropoda, Insecta, Lepidoptera, Nymphalidae.